AUGGCAAUGCGUAAUUCACCAUGUCAGUCUACAGGCUACUCUCCACAUUACCUUCUUUUUGGCAAGGAAAUGCAUCUUCCAUUUGAUACCUCUCUUCUUCCCAAAUCAACCUUGGGCAAAGACGCUAAAACUCAUAUCACUGCCCUCAUUGACAAUCUCAAAGUAGUCAAGGCUAUUGCAAAAGACAACAUGGCUAAAAGCCAAACAGUCAACAAAGAUCACCAAGAUCUAAAAGCACAAAAGCCGACAUUUUCCGUGGGUGACCAGGUGCUCCUUUUCAAUCAGAAAAAGACCAUAGGUCGCUCACCGAAACUGACACACAAAUGGGAAGGUCCGUUCUAUCUGGGGAACACUGCUCGUUUGGCUAAUGAUGAUAUUCUCGACUCCAGUUCUUGCAGUGAAACUGGUUCAACGACUGAACUAUGGAAUAAUUUUCAAGCCUUCUCCAUCUGUCCAUCUAGCAACUGA
Gigantopelta aegis is the source of this 468-nucleotide messenger RNA. RefSeq lists its product as uncharacterized. The record is from RefSeq and is a predicted model, not a curated record. NCBI's taxonomy places the organism in Eukaryota, Metazoa, Mollusca, Gastropoda, Neomphalida, Peltospiridae. Bases 1 to 468 code for a protein of 155 amino acids. The transcript has 2 exons.